UGGGCGGGAGGGCGGGCUGGGGAGAUUGGUCAGUUUCAGGCUCGAGCCGGGAACACUAAAGGGAGCCGGACGAGCGGCGCGGCCUCCGCGUUCCCCGGCCCGGGAGGCGGGGCGGGGCGGGGCUUCGGGCGUCCCCCCUCCCUCUCACAAGUCUGGGUCCCCCACAUGUGUGCAUCCGUGUGUGUCUGGCUUUGCGCGCGCGUGCGGCCGCCGUGUAAUUUGCAGACGCUCCCAGCCCGGGCGGGAGAGAACGUCCUUCAGGGCCGGUGUCAGUGCCCAGCGCAGUGGCCGUCCGAGCCCGGCGCGCACCAUGCCGGACCCCGGGCCAGACGCCCAGCCCGAUUUCUACCGCGACACGUGGGUGCGCUACCUGGGUUAUGCCAAUGAAGUGGGAGAAGCCUUCAGAGCCAUGGUGCCCACUUCUGUGGUGUGGCUGAGCUAUGGGGUGGCCACCUCCUAUGUGGUGGCCGAUGCCGUGGACAAGGGCAAGAAGGCAAGCGCUGCCUGGACAUCAGAGUCAGGCAGGACCACGAAGGUGGCUGUGGCCGUGGUGGACACAUUCAUCUGGCAGGCGCUGGCCUCCGUGGCCAUCCCGGGCUUCACCAUCAACCGUCUGUGCGCCCUUUCCCUCUACGCCCUCAGCAGAACCACCCGCUGGCCCCUCGCUGCCCGCAAGUGGACGACCACCGCCCUGGGGCUGAUGGCCAUCCCCGUCAUCAUCCACCCCAUCGACAGGUCGGUUGAUUUCUUGAUGGACUCCAGCCUACGUAAAAUCUACCCUUCUCAGGAGAAGCCCAGCUCCGCAUGAUGCCCCCCCGCUUGGGCCCAGCUCCACCCGCAUGCCAACGGACACCCCAUCCUCCUGGGGUGCUGCUGCCUGGAAAUCUUCAGAGUGAGGGUCUGCGUCCGUGAAAUCUCAGCGGACCCCAGGGACCAUCUCGUUCAGCCCCCUGAUUGGAUUGAAGAGGAUCCUGAUGUUCAGAGUGGAGGGAGGGAUUUCCCUUGUGUCAAGCCGUAGUUAGUGGGAGAGCCUCCCGGCUCCCUCCCACCACAGACCCAAGCUUGUAGAAAGCAUCGCACCCUCCCUGCCCCCACACCGUGGUUCUUUGUUGUUGUGUUUUUAGCAUUUUGGCCUUUACAAAAUGCUUCCCUCCCAACCACUCGGAGAGGGACUUCGUGCCAGUACUAUUAGCCCCAUUUGAUGGAUGAGAAAAAUGAGGCUCAGAGAGGGAAAAUGAUUGCCCCGUUGCUCAGGGAGAAUUAUGGGAGAGUGCCAUGCCAGGCCGUUAGUGGCCUCUGGGGAAGCGGGGAGGGAGGGAACCCCGACACUGUGACCUGAUCAUGGAGAGCCAGAAAGCAAAGCCCGCCUUCCCCUUCUCUGGCCUGGAGAAGGCCGCCCAGAGGGAGGCCUGCCGAGUGGCCCCAGAGGAUUCUGGGUGCCUGUGACUCGGCCAGGUGCUUAAUAAAGACCAAUCAUGCGCA
Messenger RNA from Monodelphis domestica (gray short-tailed opossum), 1482 nucleotides. RefSeq names its product mitochondrial fission process 1 (gene MTFP1). Gene Ontology annotation, biological process: mitochondrial fission. Gene Ontology annotation, cellular component: mitochondrion. Lineage: Eukaryota; Metazoa; Chordata; Mammalia; Didelphimorphia; Didelphidae. The record is from RefSeq and is a predicted model, not a curated record.